This is a messenger RNA of Penicillium crustosum, 1128 nucleotides long. RefSeq lists its product as uncharacterized. The coding region runs from base 1 to 1128 and encodes 375 amino acids. NCBI's taxonomy places the organism in Eukaryota, Fungi, Ascomycota, Eurotiomycetes, Eurotiales, Aspergillaceae. The record is from RefSeq and is a predicted model, not a curated record. The transcript has 6 exons.
AUGCCCUCUGCACCUGAGUAUUCCGAAGGAGCUGCUCCCCCAUCUUACGAUGAAGUCAUCAAAAAGUUCAGCUCUACGCUAGGGGACAGCAAAGAUCCCCAGAAGUUCUUACAGGCUGUGGGGACCCUAAACACCACUGAUCUCAAGGUAGUUGCCGCAGAGCACUCGGAUAACUCGCUACCUACCUACAAUGAAGAAGAUAGGGCUAAAUUUGACCUUGGUGUUGCGAAGACCGCAUCCACGGCCGAGGCACAGCAGCACUUGAAAGAAGCUGCAAACAAGGCUACUGAGGCAGUCAAAGAGAUCAAGGUCGUCUUUCAAGACCUCAUAUUCAAGAUAACUGAGAUCGACAAUAUUCACCAGUCCACUUUCAUGCCAGAGCUGGAAACCCAUCAAAAGUCAUUUAAUACUCUCGUCAGCGACAGUCGACUCCUCGCUACGGACAUCAGUCAAUAUGGAAAGGAGUUUGACGAUGUUAUUGUCAAGUUCUGCGCGGACGAAAGUAUCAAGGUUGAAGACAGGAUUACACAGAUUCAGAGAUUUAUUCAGCAAGCCUCUGAUUUCGAGACACGGUCAAGCAAAAUGGAGGAACGAUUCCAGGAUCUUAUCACCGACUUUACCAAGUUUAUCGCAGGGUUCGCGUCAUGGGCCACCAAAAAAGAAGGCGAAAUGGAUGGAAAGGUCACAGGCCUUAUCAAGGAAAUUGGAGAGUUGAAAAUGAAACUGGCAAAGGUCCAGGCAUCUUUAAUCGGGGUCGGCGCUGGCGGUACCACUGUCGGUGGUUUCCUUCUAGCAGGUGGAUUAGCGGUCCCCGGACCUUGGAGUAUCGUACUUAUUGCUGGAGGUAUCUUCCUCCUUGGAGCCUCGCUUGCCACUGCUAUAGGACUUAUUGCCGAGAUGUCUGUGCUUUCCAAUGAAAUAAGUGCGAAGGAAAAGGAGCAAGCCGAUUAUGAAAAGCAGAUUGAGAUAAUCCAGCAGGCACGCGCAAAGCUUGUGGAGCUAGGGGAUGACAAACUGAAAGUCUUCACGGAAAAGAUGAAUUUCCUUGCGGGCUACUGGACUCGAACAACCGCUGACGCUCGUGAGGUUGAAAAAUGGCUCAAAAGCGGUGCAAAAUUUGCGGUAUGA